This is a messenger RNA of Exophiala mesophila, 1514 nucleotides long. RefSeq lists its product as uncharacterized. The transcript has 2 exons. Lineage: Eukaryota; Fungi; Ascomycota; Eurotiomycetes; Chaetothyriales; Herpotrichiellaceae. Gene Ontology annotation, molecular function: diphosphoinositol-polyphosphate diphosphatase activity; bis(5'-adenosyl)-pentaphosphatase activity; endopolyphosphatase activity. Gene Ontology annotation, cellular component: cytoplasm; nucleus. The record is from RefSeq and is a predicted model, not a curated record. Bases 527 to 1003 code for a protein of 158 amino acids. Gene Ontology annotation, biological process: diadenosine pentaphosphate catabolic process; adenosine 5'-(hexahydrogen pentaphosphate) catabolic process; diphosphoinositol polyphosphate metabolic process.
GGCGUUUCCAGCUUCGUGCCUACUUCACCUCCUCGCCCUCCCACGUCGGAUUCGGACUAAGCAACCUUGCCCACCUUCCUACUGUCCACCCGCAUAGAAAAAAACAUCACACUACAAAUUAUGGCUCAACCCAUUCUCAAAGCCUUCCCACGUUCAACCUCAUCCCUCAGCCCCGUCUAACACGGGACUGAAGGCUCUUGACUCACUCUUGCGCGCUACCGCAACCAAACCACCAUCACCAUCACCAUGGGUCCUCUUUGACUUCAUCUUCAUCUACCCUCCUGCCUCUCUGCCUCUCUGCCUCUCUGUCCUCGACUACCUCCUCGUCUCCCAUCAAACGCCCUUGGAACAACACCUUGAGAGUCUUUUACAUUCAUUUCAUCACCGUAUCGCAGUAAUCCUCCACUCAUUUUCCGUCCCUCUGCCCUCAUCGGUGUGCAAGUUUGAAAGGGACUUUAAUCCUCCCUGUACCAGACCUUGAGUUCGGCUUUCAUAAGUUUGACAAAAAGAAACUGCGGUCUCAAUCAUGGCGAAGCAGUACUCCAUGACCUCUCGCAGCGGAUCUGAUAACCAGCGUUAUGGAUCGAAAGGCGAGAGGCUCGUUGCCGGCAUUGUCCCGGUCUCCUCUGAUCGAAGCCGCGUCCUACUCAUCCAGUCCACCCGACGAAAUGGCUGGGUCCUGCCUAAAGGCGGCUGGGAGUUGGACGAAGCCACAGCAUCCGCAGCUGCGUGUCGAGAAGCCUGGGAAGAGGCCGGCAUUAUAUGCAACGUCGACAAAGAUUUAGGACACAUCGCCGAUACCAGACCCACUGGCGCAUUAUCCAAAAACGCCCCCAAGGCGAGCUACCACUUCUUUGAAGCCACCGUCACCGAGGAACGAGCAGAAUGGCCUGAAAAGGACAAACGUACUAGACAGUGGUUCACCUAUACUCAAGCCGUCCAACACCUCACCACCCGUCCGGAACUCUUGGAGGCCUUGAAGAGGAGUUCACUCAAGAGGUGAUACAUAGUAUAUACGGCGCCUAGGGCUCCCUUUGGACCCUUGCCAUGCCGUUUUCCUAGCGCCUCUUCGACUUGCCUGUCAUUCAUCCAAAGGCAUUGAUAGAGCAUCUGGGCCAUGCAAGAGCAUCCCAAACUCGUUCUCGUCCCGAAAACGACAGAACAGUGAUAGAUCAUAAUAGAUCAUCAACAUAGGUGCCAUGGCGGCAUCGUCCAACGUGACAAUGUAAGACUCUUGUAGGUGCCCCCAUCGUGUGUCAUGGUCACCCCGCAAUCGGUUUCUUGUUCGAACCACGACGCUAGAGAUACAUACAUACUGACACGAGUCGUAAUCGACAUGUAUGCUCAUCUAAAAACCUUCAUGACAAGCAUUCAGGUAGGCAUAGAAUGCACAACAGGUAUUACAUGAUGAUGGAUUUCUGUCGAAGACAGCAGAGAUAUGUUAGAUAGAGUAGCGUGACCGCGUCCAACUCGAGAUAGUGUGCUAUGUACAGAGAAUUGAGUCUUGAGUCUGA